GUUUGUUGUAGAUGGUGGACAAGUCGGGGCAAGAGAGGUAUCCUUGGGUGUAGCGAUGGCGGAGCGAUGGCAGGAGCUGGAUGUGGGUCAUGGCGGCAUAGACUUUCUCGGGGGGUUUGUGAUUGGGGCGGCGGGAGAGGGCAUUGGCAACGCGGUUGCUCUUGCGAGGGGUGUGACAAAUGGUAAAGAUGGAGGAGACGACGGUGUUAUCGGUACGGAUGGUGAAGUAUUGCCCAUCGAGGUACGGGCGCCAGACUUUGAGGGCGUAGACCAAGGCGAGGAGCUCCUUCUCGUAGGAUGGGUAGUUCAUUUCUGCGGGAAGGAGUUUCUUGCUGGCGAAUGCGAUGGGGUGCUCGCCGGGUGGGCAUUGGGAGUGAGUAGGGGAGUCCUUGAUGGAGGGGUUUCCACGGGGUUGGGGGGAAAGUGCUGGGAUAAGACGGCCCCGAUGGCAAAGUCGGAGGCAUCCGUGGUGACGAAGAAGUGGCGAGUUGGGUCGGCGAUUUUGAGGACGGGCGCAGUGGUGAUGAGCUCCUUGAGUUUGUCGAAGGUGGCUUGGCGGCGGUCUGUCCAAGCGACGGGUUCGGUGGCACGGGAUGGCGAGAACUUGGCGGAGAUGAUCAAGGUGGGACUCGAAGGUGGGGCUAAAAACAAGGAUGUCGUCGAGGUAGAUCACGACACAGACUUCGAGGAGGUCGCGGAAGAUGUGGUUCAUGGUGGAUUGGAAUGUGGCAGGGGCGUUGGUGAGACCGAAAGGCAUUACGAGAAACUCGUAGUGCCCGAAGCGGGAGUGGAAGGCGGUCUUGUGGGUGUCCUCCUCGCGGAUGCGGAUCUGGUGGAAGCCACUGCGGAGGUCGAUCUUGGUGAAGUAUUUGGCUCCACGGAGGCGAUCAAGAAGUUCGGAUAUCCGGGGAAGCAGAUACUUGUUCUUGAUCGUGAUCCGGUUCAAGGCGCGGUAGUCUGUGCACAUGCGGAGUUCCGAGGUGCCGUUCUUCUUGACGAAGAGACAGCUGGUUCCGAAGCGGGAGGAGCUAGGCUUAAUGAGUUCAUUGAGUUGGCGCUUCAUUUCUUCGGCCUCGGGGACGGAGAGCUGGUAUGGGGGGCGGCAAGGGGGGGAGUGGUCGGGCUCGAGAUCGAUGGUGUGGGAAACACCUCACCGGUGGAAGAGAGGCCGGCUUUGCGGACACAGGCAUCCGUGAUGAAGUUGCCGGUGGCACCAAUGUCGAGAAGGGCCCGAAACUUCACCGUCAAUGCUCCAAAGAAGACGGCGACGAACUUGAGCUGGAAUUGGGCGGUCUCGGCACAAAUGAAGGAGAUCAUGGUGUUGAGGCGGCGCUGCUCGAGGCCAAAUCUAACAAGCCGAGUGUGUCGGUCUUGUUCCUCAACGAGAUCGGAGAAAGUGAUGUUGGAGGGGUUGGGGAGGAGGGUAGUGGAACAUGUGGCCGUGGGGUGCUCAGCCGACGGAAUAGAGGACGUCGUCGGGAGGAGGGCAGGCGGAGUAGACUGCGACACCUGGGGGGUGUCCGGUGUGAAAGUCGUCGCCGGGGGAGGGGUUGGCAGACGAAUUGUUGGUGCCAGGACAUGGCUACAAGGGGCGGGGGGACAGUGUUCAAGUGGAGGAGGGUCCAGAGGCUGCGGUGGAGGAGGAGGAAGUGGAUGUGGGAGGGCUGGAUCUGGUGGGGCGGGAAGCCUGGUGGCUGGAGCGGCCAGCCUUGGGGCAAUUGGUUUGCUGAUGCCCCAGCUGGAGGCAACGGAAACAACCGACGUUGGCGUGGAGGAAGGCGCGUUCGGCGGGGGUGAGCUUUUUGAGACGAGGGGGUUGGGAGGAGGAGGAAGGAUGGGAGGCCAGGCGUUGCCGUUCCAUCCUCAUGAGAUGGACAACCUGGAAGUCUUCCUCGGAGGUUGCGGUGGGGAGCCAAUGAGCGAGGGGCAUGUUGUGGAGAUCGAAGGCAUUUUGAAUUUGAGAGAGGAAAAGGAGGACGUCCUCGUGGGGGAGGCCGGAGAACGUCGCGAUAUCAGUGGCGCGGAAGGAGUGGGGAAUGUCCCCGUUGUGGGGGACGAUGCAAGCGAGGGUGUUGAAGCAGGUGUGAUCCUGACUGCGGUCGUCGGGAGAGGUGUCGUAGCAGGUGUGAUCCUGACUGUGGUCACCAAGGAGGUAGCAAGGAGGAGGUUGGGGUAUGGCGGGGUAAACGCCCGAAAGGACUUGGGAGUAAGAGGGGUGGACAAAGGGGACGGUGGAAGUAGUAAGGAGAGGUUGGGUGACGGGGGAGGAGGAAGGGGAGUGGUUCGUGUAGUGGUGGAAGCGCUUGGAGUAGGUUGUGAGGAGGGGAGGGAAAUGGGAAGGGAAGUGACGGGGGUGGAAGAAGGUGUGGUGAAGGACGGUGGGGGGGUGGUGUUGGAGGAUGAGGCCUGGCCGGCUUGGCCGGCGGAGAGGCUUUGGCCAGAUUGGCCGGAGGAGGGGGGUUGGCUAUUUUGGCCGGAAGAAGAUGGUUGGCCGGUUUGGCCGGCGGGGGUGGAUUGGAUGGAUUGGCCGGAGGAGGAGGGGGGUGAUGACGUCGUGACGACGGUGAUGGCGGGUGUGUGGUUUUCGAGGGAGGUGACGUGAUCGGAUAUGGAGGUCAUGGAGGCCUCGAUUUUGCGGAGCGAGGCAGAGAGUGCUUGAAACAUGGAGAGGAGAGAUGUGUUCUCCCCGGUGCCUGGCUGGUCGACAAGCUCGCGGUGGAUAUCCUCGACGGAAUCCACGCGGAGCGAGCCCAUGUUGAUGCUUGAGGUGCCUUCGGCCAUGGGGAGGGACGAAGGUGGGGCAGAGGGAGAAGAUGGAGUGGAGGGGACAAUGGAGGUGGCAGCAGCAGCGGCAGCAGCGGCGUCGGCGGCGGCGCGUUGGGAGGUCUUGGAUUGGCGGGGUGGCAUGUGGGAGUGGUUUCUAAUGCUGAUUUAGAAAAAUGAUGGUUGAUUUAAAUCGGGAUUAGAGGAAGUAGACAUGAGAGGGGGGGGGGAGGAAUUAAAAUUCGGGGGCAAAGUUUUGCGAAAGAAAAAUUAAAAUCGGAAUGUAAAUUUCAAAUGGAAUAAAAUUUGGCGGAAAAAAUUGCAGAAAAUUCAGGGGAAAAUUUGAAUUUUCAAGAUAAUGAAAUUCAAAUUUAUUC
Messenger RNA from Chara braunii, 3140 nucleotides. Lineage: Eukaryota; Viridiplantae; Streptophyta; Charophyceae; Charales; Characeae. The record is from the annotation of a GenBank genome assembly.